Molecule: messenger RNA, 3922 nt
Organism: Pseudonaja textilis
Lineage: Eukaryota; Metazoa; Chordata; Lepidosauria; Squamata; Elapidae
Source: RefSeq, a predicted model, not a curated record
CUCCUCAAGGCUUUGUCCAGCCCCUUGUGAAGAUGGCGGGGCUGAGCAGCAGGACUAGCGUGGCAGAGGCGCCGAGAAGCAGCGGCCGAGGGGUCGUGAUUUCAGAUGAUUGGCCAGGAUAUAGCUUGGAUCUGUUUACAUAUCCACAGCAUUACUGUGGAGAUCUUGAUUAUGUCCUCAUACCCCAUGGGAUCAUUGUUGACAGGAUAGAACGUCUGGCCAAAGAUAUCAUGCAAGACAUUGGACACAAUGACAUCGUGGUUCUCUGUGUACUUAAAGGUGGCUACAAAUUCUGUGCUGAUCUUGUGGAACAUAUUAAGAACCUCAGUAGAAACUCAGAAAGGUUCAUCUCCAUGAAAGUUGACUUUGUUAGAGUGAAAAGUUAUCAGAACGACCAAUCUAUGGAAGAUACUCGGAUCAUAGGAGGAGAUGACUUUUCAAAACUGUUUGAAAAGAAUGUGCUUAUUGUGGAGGACAUCAUUGGGACUGGAAGGACUAUGAAAGCACUCCUGGACAGUAUUAAAAAACAUAAACCCACAAUGGUUAAGGUAGCAAGCUUGUUGGUGAAAAGAACAGCUCUACCAGAUGGAUUCAGGCCUGAUUAUUAUGGAUUUGAAAUUCCAGAUUUAUUUGUGGUGGGUUAUGCCUUAGACUACAAUGAGUACUUCAGAGACCUAAAUCACUUAUGUGUUAUCAAUAACCACGGCAAAGCAAAAUACAGAGUCUAAAGAAUAACUAAUCAUCUUUGUCUGGAACAUUGGUGGUCCUCAUGAUCAUCACCAUAAGAACAGACCAACUCAUCUCAUUCAGACUGGACCAGAUAUGGCAUCUCCCCUUGGACCUUGGAUCACCUUGGACUUUGACAUAGUUGAACUCCUUUAUUUCCUUCAGAUUUCCUAGGAUAACCAGGAUAAGUCAAAGGCAGAUAUAAUACAGUAUUCUACGUCCAAAAGAAUAGAAAUUAGAGGUGAAAGAAUACUUGCCUUUUAACUUUUUGUACCCUGCUUUGCCCAACCUUAACAUACCAGAUUUGUUGGAGUUAAACUCCCAUUGUUUUUAACCAACAAGGUUCCUUACCCUGUGUAACAAGUGCCUUUAAAAAUGUGUGUUGAACACAACUGCACAAUGAUCAGUGGUCUCUGUGGGGCUAUUUUAAUGGUGCAGUUGUUAGCUCAUUUUUCUUCAGACAAUGUUGUAGUGCCUUUACUUAAGCUCUUUUUUAACAGAGAUUUGAAUACAUAAUUGUUACCAUCUCCUUUCUAUGACACAAUCAUUGUUGAGAUAUUUAUUCUCACCCAUUAUUUAAAACUCAAAGGAGCAAAGACCUCAAACUAAAUGAUUUUCUCUGAACUCAAUAGCUCCUUGUGAAACUCCUGAGAUAAUUUAGGCUGGUCAAGAAUGGCUUUAGCCAGUGUUUGAGUUCAUAGAAGCAAACAGACUCCACUGUGGUUUAAACAUUGUGUUUUGUAUAUCAUUGCUUUUGUUUUAGUAUUAUGUGUGAACCAUCUCACUAUAGCAUGUUCAGCUAAACAUAGUUUUAAACCAUUCCAUGACUAGCAGGCAGGGAGGAAGUGCCAUAAGUAAGCAAACAAUUGUCUUCUUAUUCAAAGUCCAGUAUUAUGUACACUAUAUUAUAACCUUCUAGUAUGCUUCAAAACUAAUUUAGGAUUUGAAAUGAUAGUAGUCCUAGUCUUACAUUCUUAACCAGGGGAAUUCAAAAGAUGGCAAUUUGUCAUCUUUUAUUUGUUUCAGCAGAAUCUUGCAUUCUAAGGUUGAUGGAAAUUGAAAUCUAGUAUCUAGAGGGUAAGGACAAUUGCCUACGCUUCAUCUGAUCUUAGUGUCAUGCUGUCUUUGUUCGUUUCUUUGACUUCUGCUUCUUACUUCCCCACAAAAUUUGUUCCAAUGCCACUUUAUUCAGAGCUGCAACUCCUGUUCAAGGAAUACAAGGAUUAAUUUGGAAUCAUUGGAAUAAUAUAAGCAAGUAUAUUAGCACAGUAGAUGAUGAAAAAUAGAAUUUGCAUACAAUAAAUGUUAAAAGUCAUUGGAAUUGUUGCUGCUUUUGCGAAAUAUAACUGCAGUGGUUAAUUAUGUAUUGAGCCUUAUCCAGAUGCAUUGGGACUGCAAAUCCCAGAAUUCAUUUCAGGAAUUCUAAGAACCAGGCUCUGGCAAUUGGCUGGGGCCCCAAUGUGGGCAUCCCAUUCUGGAAGCAGCUAAGAGAAGAUCCUACCUCCACCCUAUUGAACACAUUGGUCCUUUUUAUCCAGUUUGUUCUUAAUUUUAAUCUUUAACAUUUAAUGUUCAAUGUUUCAUGCUUUUGACCUUCUAAUUGUUUUAUAUUGCUAUUAUGAUACUAUAAAUUGCCCAAAAAUCACUUGAGAGUCUGAUAGGCAACGUAUAAUUUUAAUAAAUAAAUAAUCGUGCUAACACAUCUAGAGAUGUAAGAUUAGGAAAAGCCAAUGUAUCAAAUCUUCAGUUAUCCUAUAAUAAUAAUUGAAAUCAUGUUUGAAUUCUGGCCCAGAUUAUUUAAUUUAUAACCUUAAUUUAGGUUAUAGUUCAAAGCAUCCCAAUCAAUUUAUGGUGGAAAUAUUGGUCCAACAAUAUUUGGAUUGAUGGGACAUUCCUGUUGUUCAGUUGUGACUCUAAUACAACCUUGUAAGCCUCUUGGUGGCUUCCUUUGACCUAUAAUUCCUUUGUAAAGCAAAUAGUUUACUGUAUUAAAAAAAAUCUAUCUAGGCAUUAAAAGAUUGAACUCUUACAACACGAUAACUUGUUUUCCUUUCAUCUCAUUCCUUGUGAAUGGUUCUUUUUCAUACAUUUCUUCUGCAUGUAAGGCUAGAAGGCAACUUUCUUAACAGUAGAUCUUAUUUAACACCGUGAAACUAAAAAUGUCAUUUAACACAAUAGAGUUUGAUUAAAUAUGCCGAAAAAUGGUGUUUUCUGUGAAUCAAAAAAGUUUUCCCAUUUUCAGUGGUUGAAAACUAGCCUUUUCGUCUUCUAUGUAUGGUAAGAAUUCUUAGGUUAGGGAAAGAAAUAUGACUAUAUUUGUUUCUUAGUCUCUAAAAGCAAAUUUGCAGACUAGUGCUCAGAAUCGCCAGGUGUUACCAUAUCCCAGUUCCUGAACUAUUAAUUUAUAUUUGACUCCAACUGGUGGAUUUCACACUUUAGAUUAAAAAAUAAGUCCUGUAAAUUCAAGCCCACUAUCAAUCAUUAUUUUUACAUUAGUGAUUAUAAUUUCUCACUUAAUUUGUUUUAGCACAGAAAAGAUAGGUUUGGGGGUAAUAAGGUUAAAGCAGGCAUGUCCAAGCCACAGGCUACAUGUGCCCCUGGACAACUACUAAUGUGGCCCCACAAGAUCAUAAAAUAUAAAAAAUAAAGGAAGUUUGUAAUUGAUAUACAUUAUAUUUUAGUUAGGAAAAUACCAGAGCACUUCAGCUUUGUUUUCCAAAUGGACUGCAUAACCCAUAAUCUCUAACUGGGCCUAAUGGAAAUUGUAAACUAUCGACACAGACUUAACUAUGAGGAAGAAGAUGCCUAAAGACUACUAAGCACCAAUAUUCCCAUAAUAACUAAUUAUGGCCAAAGGUAUUCUUAAAAAGCAUUUCACUUUUUAAAAAUUGGAUUUUCUUUUCUUGUGCUUGUUUUUCAUAACUAGUCUACUAAUCCUUGGGUGUAAAUGCUGCAACAGCUAGAAUUUUUACUGAUCAAAUGUACUUUGUUCUGAAAAAAGGGGAAUCAUUUUAAAAUAAAACUUAGUAAUAUGUAAAUCAUUUAAAGUACAUUUGCCUUAGUGGGAUUCCUAUUUUUUUACACAACUAUCUCCAGGGGAAUUUUGCAUUUUUACUUUUGCAGGUAAAGAAGAAAGGCCAUGGGCUUUUAUAAAUGCUCCCAAAAGCUUCUUAGAGACAGCCAAUUGUAAAAAAAA